CCAUAGACUAAAUAAUAUAUAUAGACUGCGCAUUGUGGCUGCAGACGGCUUUGCACACCUGAGAAAGAGACAACAUGCUUACGUAGUAGCUCUUUCUCUGUCUAUCUAUCGUUCCUCUACUCUUUUGUUUACCCCCACUACUUCAUUUCGACAAAGAUAAAGAUACGGUCCCACACCAGCUAUCUCUUUCUAAAGUUGGCGCAUGUUUUCACGCGAGUGAAGUAGGGAACGCGCAGUCUAUAUAUACUAUGUCUAUGGUUGGCAUCGAUCGCCACUGUUGUCAUACGUGUUUACGACGUCCCACGUGGAGAGAUAGAAAUUUUCAAAUCGAAUAAAUAAAUAACUGGCCAGAUAAUUCCCGAGUUGCAAGGAUGAGCCAAUUAUCGGAGGAAAAGACGAAGCUCGUACUCGAGAAGCUGACGAAAUACAUUGGCGCGAACGUGAAGAUUCUGAUCGACCGACCGGACGGCAUAUAUUGCUUUCGGGAGAGAAAGAACUGGGUGUACUAUGUGUCGGAGAAGGUUUUACCUCUGGCGAACACCGUGGGACCCGAUCACUUGCUGUGCAUAGGCACCUGCUUCGGCAAAUUCACCAAGUCGGGCAAGUUCAAGCUCGGCAUCACCGCGUUGCAUCACUUGGCGCCUUACGCACAGCACAAAAUUUGGGUGAAACCCUCGGCGGAGCAACAGUUCCUGUACGGGCAUCACAUUAUGAAAUCUGGUCUGGCUCGCAUAACGGAAGGUACCUCGCAGUAUCAAGGCAUCGUCGUGUUUUCUAUGAAUGAUUUACCACUGGGAUUUGGUAUUGCUGCGAAGAGUACGACCGAUUGCAAACAUGCAGAUCCUACAGCGAUUAUUUGCUUUCACCAAGCGGACAUUGGGGAGUACAUUCGUUCAGAAGACAUAAUAUCUUAAUAGAUCAAAUUUAGAAUUGUUGUAUCGCCAGUAAAUAAAACCAAAAAUACUCAAGGAUUGGAUCGACCAAGGCUGGCAGUUUUAUUUAAGUUUACAUUUUACUACGACGUUUCGGUCAGUAAUACUGGUCCUUAUCAAGUGGAUCCUAUUGCUUGUGACAACGAAGCAUCUACAAAUCAAUAUCUUAGUCAAAAUAUACAACGGUAAUAAAUUGUAAAAUAUAAAAAUAUAAAGCGGUAAUAAAUUAUAAAAGGAACUACGAAUAAAUCUCUUAGUCAUAAUAUAAAACGAUAAUAAAUUAUAAAAGAACUUACAGGAAAAUAUAAAAUUAGGCUAAUCGUUAUCGCACAUAGAAAUGUACAUCUUCUCACGUGUCGUGUCACCAAGAGAUUACCGUUGUAUAUUUUGACUAAGAUAUUGAUUUGUAGAUGCUUCGUUGUCGCAAGCAAUAGGAUCCACUUGAUAAGGACCAGUAUUACUGGCCGAAACGUCGUGGUAAAAUGUAAACUUAAAUAAAACUGCCAGCCUUGGUCGAUCUAAUCCUUGAGUAUUUUUGAUUUUAAUAGAUAUUUAGGUGCCUAUGCUUCUGUUUUAAGGAGACGAAAUGUAUAUCUAACUGGUACAAAACAUUCGAUGUCUUUGUGCCUUACAACUUGCACUCUCCGUGCAUGAUUCAUGUGAUCUUAUAACUAAACGCAUACAUGUGCCGAA
Vollenhovia emeryi is the source of this 1625-nucleotide messenger RNA. Its product is annotated as 60S ribosome subunit biogenesis protein NIP7 homolog. The record is from RefSeq and is a predicted model, not a curated record. Bases 372 to 914 code for a protein of 180 amino acids. Lineage: Eukaryota; Metazoa; Arthropoda; Insecta; Hymenoptera; Formicidae. The transcript is spliced from 4 exons. Gene Ontology annotation, molecular function: RNA binding. Gene Ontology annotation, biological process: ribosomal large subunit biogenesis; ribosome assembly. Gene Ontology annotation, cellular component: nucleolus; preribosome, large subunit precursor; nucleus.